UUAAUAAGGAGAACAAUGAAAGACAGCCCGAGCUCUUGCAGAGACCAAAAAGCUGAGGCAGCUGUAAUCUGAGUUCCUAUGACACUAUUAACCCUGCAUAUGGACAGUGAAUGAGUCAAGUCAUCUGCAACAAAAAUUCUUCAAGUCUGCAACCUUCAUGUUGAUUUAGAGCACUACCUCCUCCCUAUUUCCACAUGCUGAGGAGGGCAAAAACUCCAUUAUGGGCAAAAGGCAGACAACAGGCGUGUGAGAAGUGGGACUUCAGGAGACUGCAGCGCAAGCUGAUGUCACUGCAAGACCUGCUCCAGUGCAGCUGGAACGUCAAGGAGGGGCUGGAGGAGACCAAAAAGAGCUUGAAAAGGCACUUUGAGGAGGAAUCCAAGCGAAUUGUCUUUCAUUCCAAGGUGGAGGACCUGGAAAAGGGUGAGAAGUGUAACUCUUUCUUUUUCAGGAAGCUCCAUGCUGGCCACACACCCCUGACUGAGCUACGAGAUGAGACCAAACACAUGAGGAGGGGCAAGGAGGAAGUGAUGGGGGUCGUCUCAGACUUCUACAGCAACCUCUACGCCCCAAAGUCAUCCGACCCCGAAGCCGCCGAGAGGUUCCUGUCAGGUAUCACUAACAUUGUUGAUCCCGCAGGUGCAGUGGCUAUGUACGAUCCCUUGACGGUGGGGGAGCUGCUCUCUGCAACUAAAUCCUUUAAGCUCGGCAGGACCCCAGGCAGUGACAGUCUCCCGGCCGAGCUCUAUGUAGCGCUGGGUGACCUGAUCUGUCCGGACCUGUGUACGAGGAGAUGGUGGAGGGGGGCAGAAUGCCGCCGUCAUUGAGGGAAGGGAUAAUCACGAUCUUGUAUAAGCGGAAGAGGGAGAGAUGUGACCUGAAAAAUUGGCCUCCCAUCUCUCUCCUGAACGUGGACUACAAGAUCCUCGCCAAGGUGCUGGCCAACAGGCUGAAAUCUGUCAUCGGGCAGAUCGUCCAUCCGGACCAGACCUGCGGCAUUCCUGGUCGCAGGAUCGCCGACAGCCUUGCCCUUGUGUGAGACACGGUCUAUUACAUCCAGGACCGUCAAGCCCGCGGUGCCCUGGUUAGUUUGGAUCAGAAGAAGGUGUUUGACCGUGUCUCCCACACUUUCAUGGGCAGGGCUUUGUGCAGGCUGGGUCUGGGGAAGAUGUUUUGCUCUUUUGUUAACGUCAUAUAUUUUGAUAUUUGCAGCACUGUGUUGGUGAACGGCUGGAAGACUGACCCUUUUCCUGUUCUUUCAGGGGUUAGACAAGGCUGCCCUCUUUCACCUCUUCUUUUUGUUUGUGUUAUAGAGCUCUUCACUGAGUCUAUCUGGCAGAAUGGAGAGAUCAGAGGGAUCACCGCACCAGGCCCAGAUCACUACGAGGUCAAGUGCUCCCUCUAGAUGGACGGCGUGACCGUCUCCUGCGAUGACCAGCGUUUGGUGACUGCACUCAUCCAGACCUGCAAGGACUUCGGCAAAGCUUCGGGGGCAAAGUCAACUGUGGGAAGUUGGAAGCUAUGCUCUUCGGGAAAUGGCACCUGGCUUCUUCCGCCCCCUUCCUCUUUACUGUUAAACCAGACUUCAUUCAAAUCUUGGGAAUCUGGUUCGGGAAGGAAGGAGUGGCCCUUAAGUCUUGGCAAGAUGGACUAGCAAAGAUGAAUUCUAAAAUUGGACUGUGGAGCUCCAGAAAUCUCUCUUUGGAGGGCAAAACACUGGUCCUGCGGAGUGAAGUUUUGCCUGUGCUCCAAUAUACCGCACAGGCCUGGCCUCCCCAUGCCACCAUUUGCAAGGCCAUCACCUUGUUUCGCUUCAUCUUGGGCAAAAUGGACAGAGUCAAGAGGACUGUGAUGUAUAAGCUGCUCCGUAAAGGUGGGAAGGGAGUGCCCGAUAUCCCCACUCUGCUGAUGGCCUCCUUUGUAUGUGUCAGCGUGCAGCAAACUCUUGUUGAAAAGACUGGCUCAGUGGGCAGGUCCAUGUCCCGCUUGUUUCUCAUGCCCCUCUGGAGACAGCUCGGCUGGGACAAGUGGGACAGCUCCAUCCCUUACAACUGGAACACUCCCUGUUUCUAUGGGGAUUUUUGAGGGAGCACCAUCUGGAGGAACUGAAAACUGACCUAUGAAAGCCAAAGACAAUCUACAAGCUCAUCCGAGCUAAGGACUAGUUGGAGCUCGUUCCGGGGCUCCCCGCGGCCACGGCAGAGACAAUUUGGACUAAUGUGGCUUCAAAGCGGCUUACCAAUGGACAAAAGGACUUGUCAUGGAUGGCCAUUAAGGGAGGAUUGUCUCUCAGGUCGUUCAUGCAUGCCUGCGACCUGUGAAGAACCAGGUACUGCCGCCGGUGCCUCUUUGUGGAGGAAACAUCUAUGCAUGUGUUUUGGCAGUGUCCCUUUUGCGCAGGGUCUGUUGGAUGCCCUGGAACACGAACUCAGAGACUCUGUACCCAGGAACUGCUUAUCGUACCAUUCAGUGCUUUACGGUCUGUUCCCUGGGACCCAUGACAUGGGGGCCAUCCAGGAGGCCUGGCGCCUUAUGAACUGUUUUAAGGACGCAGUGUGGCUUGCCAGGAUCCGCCUCGUGAUCAACAGGGAGAAUAUGCCCAUCCGGGACUGCCGCAGGUUCAUCAGGAGCCUGCUUAGAGACUAUUCCAUCUUGGACAGCCCGGCCGUCGAUGAAGAAGAAGAGUGAAGACUCCCCUCCUUCCCCCAUGUCCCCCUGAAGAUAUAGCCCAGUAGUUUGGCCCCGUGAUUCGACCUCCCCCUACCCCCACAUAGUCGCCCACUCCCCCACACCCCCAGCCCCGCCCCAUAGCUCAUGCCCGUAUCCCGAUCACAGAUUGCAUUGUUUGUAUUUUCGAUUUCUUGUGCUUUUCUCUUACAGGACUGAGCGGAGUGUUAGAGUAGCAUGAUGUACGAUGUAUAGCUUAGGGAACCUUUGCUGUGUAUCGUACUGUCAUGCUUUGUGUGAUUGUAAUUUAUUGUAUGACUUGUACUGACUGAACGAACAACCAUGCUCUUUCAAUAACUAUUGAUUUCAUGAACGCUCCUUAGGCUCCAAAAAUAGAGCUAUACAUCAAAUAGUCGCACAUACAGUAACAUUUCUAUACUUACCCAUACAAGAAUAUUGUCCGAAAUCAUAAAGGGCAUCAUGAUUGUAACAAGUAAUAGACUAACCGGUCACAUUAGUGAUGAGCGGCAUAGGCCAUAUUCGAAUUUGAAAUAUUCCGCAAAUAUAUAGACGCAUAUUCGUAUAUUUGCCUUCUUUGAACCACAAGCAGGAAGCAGGAAGGGAUCAUCAUUGUCAUGUGUACUGUGAAAAAUAAAAAAACGAAUAUUCGUCAUAAUGAAUAUAAUUUGCUAUAUUCUAAAUAUUCACGAAGUUCCAAUAAAAAUUCGCUAUUCGAAUAUUCGCGCUCAACACUAGUCACAUAACCACAUCACUCAUUUAAACACACUGCACUUACAUUGGGCCAAAGAAACCUGUUUCUUAAUGGAGAGCUGUCUGCAGAAGCAGCGGCCUUGCCUGGAUAAUGCAUGAUCCUAUUGACCAUCUCCCCUCCUGGGUAUAUCCUGGAAGUCGACAAUCCAGAUAAUAUGCCAGCUGUGGUGACUGACGUUUCCUGGAACAAUAAAAUAUGGCCGUGACAUAAAUCAAUAGGUAAAAUACAACCCUGAAGCAGUGGAGGCCUGAGACAUGUCUAACUGAGGAGUAUAUCAUUGAAUCAUAGCAAAGGGCCAUAUGACAGGCUGCAAAAUACAAUAUGUUUCUAAUAGAUUCCAAUGAAUUAGAAUUUAUGUGUGAUAGAUAAUACUUUUUUUUAAGAUACAAAAAAAGAGCUGACAACAUAAAA
This is a messenger RNA of Hyla sarda, 3850 nucleotides long. RefSeq lists its product as uncharacterized. Lineage: Eukaryota; Metazoa; Chordata; Amphibia; Anura; Hylidae. The record is from RefSeq and is a predicted model, not a curated record. Bases 195 to 827 code for a protein of 210 amino acids. The transcript is spliced from 3 exons.